Messenger RNA from Anoplopoma fimbria (sablefish), 1299 nucleotides. Its product is annotated as excitatory amino acid transporter 4-like. The record is from RefSeq and is a predicted model, not a curated record. Gene Ontology annotation, cellular component: plasma membrane. Gene Ontology annotation, biological process: L-glutamate transmembrane transport. NCBI's taxonomy places the organism in Eukaryota, Metazoa, Chordata, Actinopteri, Perciformes, Anoplopomatidae. Gene Ontology annotation, molecular function: glutamate:sodium symporter activity; L-glutamate transmembrane transporter activity; neutral L-amino acid transmembrane transporter activity.
AUGCUUAUCAUCUUUGCCUCUGGCCAGGAGCAGAGCUUCACCCUGCUGCUCCACCGGUCCCUGCAGUUCCCCGCUGGGAGCCAACACCAACACCACACUGCUGGAGGAAUUGGCCUGGGCUUUGCACUGCAAUCCUGUCACCUGACAGCCAGAGAAAUAAAAUACUUCACCUUUCCCGGAGAGCUGUUGUUACAGAUGUUACAGAUGCUGGUGCUUCCUCUCAUCACCUCCAGUCUGAUUACAGGUGUGUCAUCUGUGAAGGGGAAGACUUCUAUGAAAAUGGGUCUCCAGGCCAUUUGCUACUACAUAAUAACAACCGUUAUGGCUGUGUUCACUGGCAUCGUCCUUGUUACUCUCAUCAAACCAGGGAAAUCACCUGUGAGUGCCUCAGCGUCCUCUGGUGGUAAAGUGGAAGCUGUGCAUACUGUGGAUGCCUUUCUGGAUCUGAUCAGAAAUAUGUUUCCCUCAAAUUUGGUGGUUGCUUUUUUCAGCAAGUACAAAACUGUUUAUCCCAAAAGCCUUGGUGUCGUCAAUCUGACCCAAACAAGUAGGUUAAAUGACACAGUGCCGAUGCCAGGCACCUCAGAAGGAGUCAAUAUUUUGGGAUUAGUGGUCUUCUGCAUCGCCUUUGGCCUCAUCCUGGGCAGUAUGGGGAAUGAGGGAAAACCUCUGAUGGACUUUUUUGACUGCCUGAACAAAGCCACUAUGCAUCUGAUCAGCAUCGUCAUCUGGUAUUCCCCAGUGGGAAUCCUCUUCCUGGUUGGAGGACAGAUUUUGAAUCUGAAAGACAUCAGAGUUGUAGGUCUCCAGCUUACCAUGUAUACUCUCACUGUGGUCACUGGCCUGGUAAUCCACAGCCUCCUCACCCUUCCCCUCAUCUAUUUCGUGGUCACACAUAAGAAUCCCUUCAGGUUUAUGUUUGGUCUGCUCGAGCCUCUCGCCACUGCCUUUGGGACGUCGUCAAGUGCUGUGACUCUACCAAUCAGUAUCCGCUGUUUGGAGAAGAAUCUCAACAUGGACAAACGGGUGACACGCUUCAUGCUGCCUGUGGCGGCCACAGUGACCAUGGAGGGCACGGCACUUUAUGAGGCAGUUGCUGCCAUAUUCAUCGCUCAAGUUCACAAUAUGGAGCUUGAUUUGGGUAAAAUCAUCAUCGUCAGUAUCACUGCCACAGUUGCAGCUGUUGGGGCCACAGGUAUCCCCCAGGGCGGCAUGGUAUCCAUGGCGAUAGUGUUGACAUCAAUUGGACUGCCGCUUGAAGGCCUUUCAUUUAUCAUUGCUAUUGACUGGAUGCUGUAA